GACGUUGGUGACAGUCAGCUGGCAGCAAUACAACGGACGGUGCAGUUGUGUUUAAUUGGAGCGGCGUUUCGGUUAAUACAAACGAACAGAAGGAAGUUUAGGUUACUCUCGAAAUGUCUGGCGAUCUUUUUGGAGUGGCGAGCGUCGGAUGUUCAUUUGAUACGGAAAGGAGCUGAGGAGGCAGCUGAGCUUAUGGUUGAGGGAAUGUGUGAGAAGUCACUAUCGCUGUUGGUUUACAAGUAUUCCGGGUGUAUUCUGUCGUUGAUGUACAGAUCAGAUGUGGAAUGGGAGGUGAUGAGGUCGGCGCGGGUGGUGUGUUCGAUGUUGGAGUGGUGCGGCGAGAGGGCAUUCUUCGAGACUGCUUCGGUUAUGAACACUCAAAUGAUGACUUUGCUGGAUAGACAGGCUGAGUAUGGACAUACGAAUGUAAUGAAGUGGUACGGACACUGCCAAAGUUUCGGCACUGUGCCAUCUGCAGGGUGUGAUAACGGUAAUGGAAAUGUUAGUGAUGGUGAUGAGAUUGCUGUGGUAGCGGACUCUUUGCCAAGAUUUUGGCAUGGGGCCAUCUGCAGGAAUUGUCGAGCUGUGGUACUUCGUGCCAUCAUGAAUUUCGUUAGCUGUUCGGCCAGAUGGUUCGCUGACGAGCGUGAGGAGGGGGACGAAUCUUAUCAGACUGAUAACUUAAGUGAUAAGGACUCUUAUCAGUCUACUGAUAAGGGCAGUGAUAAGAAUGAUAAGGACGCUGAUAACGAGGCGGAAGUGUGGAACGGAAAUAAAAAACGACGUUCUCGACCGGAAUUUGUUUUGGCCAUUGAACAGAUUUUGAAACGCAGCUUAUCAGUCGCUUGGCAUGGUGACGGACAUUUUGCUAAAGUUUUGGCACUGUGCCAUCUGCAGGGUAUAAUAACAACAAUGGAGAUGUCGGUGGCGGUAACGACGGUGCCAUGAACAAGGCAUUUGACUAGUUCUGCGCAUCUGAAAACGCGUUUGAUGUCAUUGCAAUUGCUGGAAGUAUCGUUGUGGGCCUUGAAGCAUUUCCCGAACACCCUCUGCCCACUGGUUCACGAUAAUUGGCCUGGUGUAAAGUUGAGUGCGGUGGGUGCGAAUCUAUUGGCUCGUAAAAGGGCACUGAAGGUGAUUUUGGCAAUGUGUUCCACUACAGGAUCGUUUAUAUACAGACGGUUUAAGGCGGAAGUUUGGUCGGAGAUCGUGAGAUAUAUGCAGGAUGUGCAGAAGAAAGGGACAGGGAAGGUGCGGGGUGAGGGAGAGCAGAGGGGACGGAGGGUGGUGCUGGGCAAGGGAGAGGCGUUUAAGUAUCAGAGGAGUGUUCUGAAACAGUUCAGUUUUUGCGGUUUUUGGUUGUGGGAUUGGUUUGGAUUCGUUGAGAUGGCGUUUGGGCACUUGUUUACUUUAGGGGAUUCGCUCGCGUAUAACAACUGA
This is a messenger RNA of Anisakis simplex (herring worm), 1440 nucleotides long. The record is from the annotation of a GenBank genome assembly. NCBI's taxonomy places the organism in Eukaryota, Metazoa, Nematoda, Chromadorea, Rhabditida, Anisakidae.